Aureococcus anophagefferens is the source of this 588-nucleotide messenger RNA. RefSeq lists its product as hypothetical. The record is from RefSeq and is a predicted model, not a curated record. Lineage: Eukaryota; Pelagophyceae; Pelagomonadales; Pelagomonadaceae. The transcript has a single exon. The annotation marks the transcript as partial.
AUGCAGCUGAGCAUGAUCGAGCGAUCCCGCGCCGACGGGCCCGUCGUCGUGUCCCGCGAGGCGCUCGAGCUCCUGCGGGCGCUCGCGCUGCGCCUGCUCCGCGCCCUGGAGCCCGUCAACGACCGGAGCGCCUACUUCGACGCGCGGCUCUUCGACGACUCCAUCUCGUCGCUCGACGUCGUCGCGUGGCUCGUCGCCGAUGCCGGCAACGACGCGUCGAGCGCGCAGGACGCGCACUGGGUCGGCCAGGCGCUCGUCGCGCACGGCUUCCUCCGGCGCGCGGCACGGCGCGGCCGCGACGCCUGCGCCGCGCGGGCGGCGAUGCACGCGGAGAGCGUCGCCGCGUCGCGGCUCCGGCGACGCUUCGAGCGCGCGCGCGACGCGCGCUACCGCGUCGACCGGCUCCGCGUCUGCGACCACCGCGCCCGCGUCUCCGUGCGCGGCGCGCGCCACCUGCGGAAUAUUCACCUGCUCAAGCGCGGCGGCGCGGCCUACGUGCGGGCCGUCGUCGGCGGCGCCGUGGCGUUCGAGACGACGGUCGACGGCGGCGCCGCGUUCCCGGACGCGUCGUGGGACGAGGCCUACGAG